Molecule: messenger RNA, 2930 nt
Organism: Camellia sinensis
Lineage: Eukaryota; Viridiplantae; Streptophyta; Magnoliopsida; Ericales; Theaceae
Product: alpha-glucosidase
Biological process (GO): carbohydrate metabolic process
Molecular function (GO): hydrolase activity, hydrolyzing O-glycosyl compounds; carbohydrate binding
Source: RefSeq, a predicted model, not a curated record
CAAGACUCCUCAGAAAGUCAUCCAAACAAUGAAGAGAUCAUUACCAAUACCAUCUCUCUUACAUUAUUAUCAGGUUGUGUCUCAUAUUAUUUUCUUCAGUGUCUUUGUUGUUUCCUUGUUUGUUGCAGUACUAUCCCAUGAAGAAGAACAAGAGAGAUCACAAGUAGAAGUGGAGGGGUAUGGUUACACAAUCCGAUCAGUUGGCACCGAAUCCUCAUCAGGAAACUCGUUGACUGCUCAUCUUCAACUCAUCCAUAAUUCAUCGGUUUUCGGGCCCGAUGUUCAGAAUCUCAACCUCAUCGCCAGCUAUGAGAGCAGCGAUCGAUUGAGAAUCCGGAUAACAGACGCGGACCACCAGAGAUGGGAAGUCCCGCAGCAAUUCCUACCCCGCCGCCAGAGCCUCCCACUCCUACAACAGUUACAGCAGGGGGCGACCCUCCAACCUCCUCGGACGAUAGAAACAACAGAAAGGCACUUCCUCCUCUCCGACCCCACCUCAGACCUUACUUUCACUCUCCACAACACCACUCCCUUCGGAUUCACCGUCUCCCGCCUCUCCUCCGGCGACAUCCUCUUCGACACCUCGCCGGAUGCCUCCGAUUCCGGCACAUUUCUCAUCUUCAAGGAUCAGUACCUGCAGCUCUCAUCUUCUCUCCCUCCCCACCGCUCCUCCCUCUACGGCCUCGGAGAGCACACCAAGAAUUCCUUCAAGCUCACCCACAACCAGACACUCACCCUCUGGAACGCCGACAUCGGAAGUGCCAAUCUCGACCUCAAUCUAUAUGGCUCUCACCCCUUCUACAUGGACGUCAGGUCACCCGAUGAUGAUGAUGAUGAGGCAGGAACCACCCACGGUGUGCUGUUGCUCAACAGCAAUGGCAUGGACAUUGUGUACACUGGUGAUAGGAUUACUUAUAAAGUCAUUGGGGGUAUUCUUGAUCUUUAUUUCUUUGCCGGACCCACGCCCACGAUGGUGGUGGAGCAAUACACACAGCUCAUUGGCCGCCCAGCCCCAAUGCCAUACUGGUCUUUUGGAUUUCACCAGUGCAGAUGGGGCUACCAAAAUGUUUCUGAUGUUGAGGGAGUGGUUAAUGGCUAUGCCAAAGCUGGAAUUCCACUAGAGGUCAUGUGGACAGAUAUUGAUUAUAUGGAUGGUUAUAAGGAUUUCACACUUGAUCCUGUUUACUUUCCCGUUCACCAGAUGAAGAAAUUUGUUGAUACUCUUCACUACAAUGGUCAGAAAUAUGUGCUCAUCUUGGAUCCUGGAAUCAGUGUCAACUAUACAUAUGGAACCUACAUAAGAGGGAUGCAAGCUGACAUCUUCAUAAAACGUGAUGGUGUACCUUACCUGGGGGUGGUUUGGCCAGGGCCUGUCUACUACCCUGAUUUUCUAAAUCCAACCGGUGCAAUCUUUUGGGGUGAUGAGAUCAAUAGGUUCCGAAAUAUUCUCCCUUUUGAUGGCAUCUGGCUUGACAUGAAUGAGAUAUCGAAUUUCAAUUCUUCCUCUCCCAUUCCAUUUUCAACACUUGAUAACCCUCCCUAUAAGAUUAACAAUUCUGGAGGGCAACGGCCCAUAAAUGAAAGAACUGUUCCGGCAACUUCUCUACACUUCGCUAACAUCACAGCAUACGAUGCCCACAACCUUUACGGGUUCUUGGAAUCCAUUGCCACUAAUCAGGCCUUAGUCAAAGUGACUCAAAAAAGGCCAUUUAUACUAGCUAGAUCAACUUUCGUGGGCUCUGGCAAGUACACAGCACAUUGGACUGGAGACAAUGCUGCCACAUGGGAAGACUUGGCAUACUCAAUCCCGAGCAUCUUGAAUUUCGGACUGUUUGGAAUUCCAAUGGUUGGAGCAGAUAUAUGUGGUUUUUCUGGAGAUACAACUGAAGAGCUCUGCCAACGUUGGAUUCAGCUAGGGGCCUUUUAUCCCUUUGCUAGAGAUCACUCAGCCAAGGAUACUAACCGUCAAGAGCUUUAUCUCUGGGAUUCAGUUGCUGCAACAGCCAAGAACGUUCUUGGGCUCCGCUACCGUCUACUCCCUUACUUUUACAUGUUGAUGUACGAGGCACAUACAAAAGGAACCCCCAUUGCACGUCCCCUUUUCUUCUCAUUCCCUCAAGAUAUAGCAACUUAUGAAAUCAAUUCACAGUUCCUAAUUGGUAAAGGUGUAAUGGUGUCACCUGCAUUGAAGCCAGGCACUGUAUCAGUCGAUGCAUACUUCCCAGCAGGAAACUGGUUUGACCUCUUCAACUAUUCACAUUCAGUGAGCAUAAAACGGGGAAAGCAUGUCACUCUUGAUACACCAUCUGAUUAUGUAAACGUACAUGUCCGAGAAGGGAAUAUAUUGGCCAUGCAAGGAGAAGCAAUGACAACAGAAGCAGCUCGGAGGACACCAUUCGAGCUAUUGGUGGUUGUCAGCAGUAGUGAAAACAGCACCGGAGAAGUUUUCUUGGAUGAUGGAGAGGAAGUAGAGAUGGGCAAGGAGGGAGGAAGGUGGACUUUAGUGAGUUUGUAUGGUAGAGUCGUGGGGAAUAAGGUAAUUGUUGGAACGGUGGUUGUGAACAGAGAAUUUGCAACGAGUCAGAAGUGGAUCAUAGAAAAGAUGACAUUUGUCGGGCUAAAAAAUUUUAAAAUGUUGAAGGGUUAUGAGUUAAUCACUAACUUAGGAGCGAAACUGUUUGGAAACUUCAGCACAAGUUUUAAGGACAAUGGCCGGUUUGUUACAAUUGAGAUGUCCGGGUUGUCACUGCUUAUAGGAGAAGAGUUUAAGUUAGAGCUGAAUUUAGGCUAGUAAUCAAGGAAUUGAAAGCCAUGAAAAGAAGUUGCAAAUGGCAUUCUUAACAUGUGAUGUUUGCUUGUGUAUGUUUAUUGUGGUUAAUGAAAUGAUAAGAAGAGUCGUGCAAAUGCCAUCUUCAUCAUCUUUGGGAGAA